Danaus plexippus (monarch butterfly) is the source of this 9197-nucleotide messenger RNA. RefSeq names its product collagen alpha-1(VII) chain-like. NCBI's taxonomy places the organism in Eukaryota, Metazoa, Arthropoda, Insecta, Lepidoptera, Nymphalidae. The transcript has 28 exons. The record is from RefSeq and is a predicted model, not a curated record. Bases 43 to 9099 code for a protein of 3018 amino acids.
AUCAAUUCAUGGUCUUGUAAGGAUAAGACAUCCUAGACCGAAAUGAAUUUGGUGCUUAUCUUCGCGCUGGGUGUGCUGUGUGUUAACGCAGACCCCCAUUUCGUAAGAGCGAGACAACCAGUCAAUGAUCAGAAUUUCGUGUUCAAACUCCCAGAUAAUGGUUUACAAUACACGUACUUCGAGGAAGAAGAAUUGGACAGUUUUGGUAAACCAAUAGUGAAAGUGACUUUCAUACCAGAAGAGGACAUUGGCCAUGGCGCACUUGACUUGACGUCUGGGGUUGUGGAAAGAAAGCUCAACUCUGAAAGGAAAUUCGCCCAAGGUUCAAGCGAUCACCGCAGAUCAAGGAACCAUGGACGACACCAUAACAUCGCUGGUGGUGUCCUAAAUGAUGGUAACAGCAAGAGCUAUUGGAACUCAGAUUCGGAAUCAACCGUUGAUAAUGAAAAUGAAAGCAAAAAUUACCAAUACAGUUCCGGUUCUCAAAUUGAAUCGUCACACUCCAAGGGAAAACUUGGACGUAUUCCUCACCCAAUACUGAGACACCAUCCACGGAUUCCGUUACGAUCACCAAUACAGAAACCCGGACUUCUCCCGGUCGAUAAUAUUGGUAUCGACAUUGGCGUCGGAGCUCAAAUCUCAGGAGGGGCGAAACAUCCAAUAAUUGGAAGGAUUCCAAAGAAGCCUUGGUUGCGAGGGAAGAAACCUAAAGGUGGACAGGCACCUGGCGGGAGAAACCCUGACGAAGUUAUAACAAGAGAAACUGAAACAACCGUUGUGACUACAGAUAAUGCCAAGGCAUCAAACGAAAAACAGAGUUCCUCCACCGUGACUAAGAUCAUAUCAGAAACAAGAGCCAAUUCGGAUUCUCCAUCGAAUAACGACAAGCCAAAUAACGUUGAUUCUAACAACAAUAAGAAAAAACCAAUUAAAAAGUGUUCGAAAGGACCUCGGCCAGAUGAUUUGAGGAAACCAAAACAUGGCAAGAGACCAAGAGGAGGCAAAUAUCCUCAGGAAAUAACAACUAGCGAAUCGAUAACGACAGUCGUAACCAAAUCUAGCAAGGAAUUAUCUGAGCAAGACCAAACCAGUUCAACGACAAUAACCAAGAAAGAAACAAUAACGCAAGGACCUGACUAUAACUCGCCAGACGAGGACUAUCAACCCGACGACAACAGCCCUGACAGGAACGGUGGCCAGCCAGGAGGCAAGAAACCCAAGGGUGGCAAGAAACCCAAAGGUGGAAAUCAACCCAACAAAGAGUCACCGGAUGAUGACGACAACAGCCCUGACAGGAACGGUGGCCAGCCAGGAGACAAGAAACCCAAGGGUGGCAAGAAACCCAAAGGUGGAAAUCAACCCAACAAAGAGUCACCGGAUAAUGACGACAACAGCCCUGACAGGAACGGUGGCCAGCCAGGAGGCAAGAAACCCAAGGGUGGCAAGAAACCCAAAGGUGGAAAUCAACCCAACAAUGAGUCACCGGAUGAUGACGACAACAGCCCUGACAGCAACGAUGGCCAGCCAGGAGGCAAGAAACCCAAGGGUGGCAAGAAACCCAAAGGUGGAAAUCAACCCAACAAUGAGUCACCGGAUGAUGACGACCAACCCGACGACAACAGCCCUGAUAGGAACGGUGGCCAGCCAGGAGGCAAGAAACCCAAGGGUGGCAAGAAACCCAAAGGUGGAAAUCAACCCAACAAUGAGUCACCGGAUGAUGACGACAACAGCCCUGACAGCAACGAUGGCCAGCCAGGAGGCAAGAAACCCAAGGGUGGCAAGAAACCCAAAGGUGGAAAUCAACCCGACAAUGAGUCACCGGAUGAUGACGACCAACCCGACGACAACAGCCCUGACAGGAACGGUGGCCAGCCAGGAGGCAAGAAACCCAAGGGUGGCAAGAAACCCAAAGGUGGAAAUCAACCCAACAAAGAGUCACCGGAUGAUGACGGCAACAGCCCUGACAGGAACGGUGGCCAGCCAGGAGGCAAGAAACCCAAGGGUGGCAAGAAACCCAAAGGUGGAAAUAAACCCAGUGACGGAAACCCGCCUGGACAAACAACAACCACAGUCACAACAAAGACGACAACAGAAACAACCGCUUCCGCCAGCUCGCCAUCUGGUAGUCCCAAUAACCAACAACCCAGUGACGACCAACCGGAUGUAAAAGAUCAGCCACAAGAAAACAAACCCAGUGAUGACAAAAAACCUAAAGCUGGAAAGCAACCCAAAGAAGUUUCACCAGACGAUAAUAAACAGCCCGACGACCAGAGCCCAAAGAAACCCAAAGGUGGAAAUCAACCCAACAAUGAGUCACCGGAUGAUGACGACCAACCCGACGACAACAGCCCUGACAGGAACGGUGGCCAGCCAGGAGGCAAGAAACCCAAGGGUGGCAAGAAACCCAAAGGUGGAAAUAAACCCAGUGACGGAAACCCGCCUGGACAAACAACAACCACAGUCACAACAAAGACGACAACAGAAACAACCGCUUCCGCCAGCUCGCCAUCUGGUAGUCCCAAUAACCAACAACCCAGUGACGACCAACCGGAUGUAAAAGAUCAGCCACAAGAAAACAAACCCAGUGAUGACAAAAAACCUAAAGCUGGAAAGCAACCCAAAGAAGUUUCACCAGACGAUAAUAAACAGCCCGACGACCAGAGCCCAAAGAAACCCAAAGGUGGAAGUCAACCCAACAAUGAGUCACCGGAUGAUGACAACCAACCCGACGACAACAGCCCUGACAGGAACGGUGGCCAGCCAGGAGGCAAGAAACCCAAGGGUGGCAAGAAACCCAAAGGUGGAAAUCAACCCAACAAUGAGUCACCGGAUGAUGACGACAACAGCCCUGACAGCAACGAUGGCCAGCCAGGAGGCAAGAAACCCAAGGGUGGCAAGAAACCCAAAGGUGGAAAUAAGCCCAGUGACGGAAACCCGCCUGGACAAACAACAACCACAGUCACAACAAAGACGACAACAGAAACAACCGCUUCCGCCAGCUCGCCAUCUGGUAGUCCCAAUAACCAACAACCCAGUGACGACCAACCGGAUGUAAAAGAUCAGCCACAAGAAAACAAACCCAGUGAUGACAAAAAACCUAAAGCUGGAAAGCAACCCAAAGAAGUUUCACCAGACGAUAAUAAACAGCCCGACGACCAGAGCCCAAAGAAACCCAAAGGUGGAAAUCAACCCAACAAUGAGUCACCGGAUGAUGACGACAACAGCCCUGACAGCAACGAUGGCCAGCCAGGAGGCAAGAAACCCAAGGGUGGCAAGAAACCCAAAGGUGGAAAUCAACCCAACAAUGAGUCACCGGAUGAUGACGACCAACCCGACGACAACAGCCCUGACAGGAACGGUGGCCAGCCAGGAGGCAAGAAACCCAAGGGUGGCAAGAAACCCAAAGGUGGAAAUAAACCCAGUGACGGAAACCCGCCUGGACAAACAACAACCACAGUCACAACAAAGACGACAACAGAAACAACCGCUUCCGCCAGCUCGCCAUCUGGUAGUCCCAAUAACCAACAACCCAGUGACGACCAACCGGAUGUAAAAGAUCAGCCACAAGAAAACAAACCCAGUGAUGACAAAAAACCUAAAGCUGGAAAGCAACCCAAAGAAGUUUCACCAGACGAUAAUAAACAGCCCGACGACCAGAGCCCAAAGAAACCCAAAGGUGGAAAUCAACCCAACAAUGAGUCACCGGAUGAUGACGACAACAGCCCUAACAGCAACAGCCCUGACAGGAACGGUGGCCAGCCAGGAGGCAAGAAACCCAAGGGUGGCAAGAAACCCAAAGGUGGAAAUCAACCCAACAAUGAGUCACCGGAUGAUGACGACCAACCCGACGACAACAGCCCUGACAGGAACGGUGGCCAGCCAGGAGGCAAGAAACCCAAGGGUGGCAAGAAACCCAAAGGUGGAAAUCAACCCAACAAUGAGUCACCGGAUGAUGACGACCAACCCGACGACAACAGCCCUGACAGGAACGGUGGCCAGCCAGGAGGCAAGAAACCCAAGGGUGGCAAGAAACCCAAAGGUGGAAAUCAACCCAACAAUGAGUCACCGGAUGAUGACGACAACAGCCCUGACAGCAACGAUGGCCAGCCAGGAGGCAAGAAACCCAAGGGUGGCAAGAAACCCAAAGGUGGAAAUCAACCCAACAAUGAGUCACCGGAUGAUGACGACCAACCCGACGACAACAGCCCUGACAGGAACGGUGGCCAGCCAGGAGGCAAGAAACCCAAGGGUGGCAAGAAACCCAAAGGUGGAAAUCAACCCAACAAUAAGUCACCGGUUGAUGACGACCAACCCGACGAAGACAGCCCUGACAGCAACGAUGGCCAGCCAGGAGGCAAGAAACCCAAGGGUGGCAAGAAACCCAAAGGUGGAAAUCAACCCAACAAUGAGUCACCGGAUGAUGACGACCAACCCGACGACAACAGCCCUGACAGGAACGGUGGCCAGCCAGGAGGCAAGAAACCCAAGGGUGGCAAGAAACCCAAAGGUGGAAAUCAACCCAACAAUGAGUCACAGGAUGAUGACGACCAACCCGACGACAACAGCCCUGACAGGAACGGUGGCCAGCCAGGAGGCAAGAAACCCAAGGGUGGCAAGAAACCCAAAGGUGGAAAUCAACCCAACAAUGAGUCACCGGAUGAUGACGACAACAGCCCUGACAGCAACGAUGGCCAGCCAGGAGGCAAGAAACCCAAGGGUGGCAAGAAACCCAAAGGUGGAAAUCAACCCAACAAUGAGUCACCGGAUGAUGACGACCAACCCGACGACAACAGCCCUGACAGGAACGGUGGCCAGCCAGGAGGCAAGAAACCCAAGGGUGGCAAGAAACCCAAAGGUGGAAAUCAACCCAACAAUGAGUCACCGGAUAAUGACGACCAACCCGACGACAACAGCCCUGACAGGAACGGUGGCCAGCCAGGAGGCAAGAAACCCAAGGGUGGCAAGAAACCCAAAGGUGGAAAUAAACCCAGUGACGGAAACCCGCCUGGACAAACAACAACCACAGUCACAACAAAGACGACAACAGAAACAACCGCUUCCGCCAGCUCGCCAUCUGGUAGUCCCAAUAACCAACAACCCAGUGACGACCAACCGGAUGUAAAAGAUCAGCCACAAGAAAACAAACCCAGUGAUGACAAAAAACCUAAAGCUGGAAAGCAACCCAAAGAAGUUUCACCAGACGAUAAUAAACAGCCCGACGACCAGAGCCCAAAGAAACCCAAAGGUGGAAGUCAACCCAACAAUGAGUCACCGGAUGAUGACAACCAACCCGACGACAACAGCCCUGACAGGAACGGUGGCCAGCCAGGAGGCAAGAAACCCAAGUGUGGCAAGAAACCCAAAGGUGGAAAUCAACCCAACAAUGAGUCACCGGAUGAUGACGACAACAGCCCUGACAGCAACGAUGGCCAGCCAGGAGGCAAGAAACCCAAGGGUGGCAAGAAACCCAAAGGUGGAAAUCAACCCAACAAUGAGUCACCGGAUGAUGACGACAACAGCCCUGACAGCAACGAUGGCCAGCCAGGAGGCAAGAAACCCAAGGGUGGCAAGAAACCCAAAGGUGGAAAUCAACCCAACAAUGAGUCACCGGAUGAUGACGACCAACCCGACGACAACAGCCCUGACAGGAACGGUGGCCAGCCAGGAGGCAAGAAACCCAAGGGUGGCAAGAAACCCAAAGGUGGAAAUCAACCCAACAAUGAGUCACCGGAUGAUGACGACAACAGCCCUGACAGCAACGAUGGCCAGCCAGGAGGCAAGAAACCCAAGGGUGGCAAGAAACCCAAAGGUGGAAAUCAACCCAACAAUGGGUCACCGGAUGAUGACGACAACAGCCCUGACAGCAACGAUGGCCAGCCAGGAGGCAAGAAACCCAAGGGUGGCAAGAAACCCAAAGGUGGAAAUCAACCCAACAAUGAGUCACCGGAUGAUGACGACAACAGCCCUGACAGCAACGAUGGCCAGCCAGGAGGCAAGAAACCCAAGGGUGGCAAGAAACCCAAAGGUGGAAAUCAACCCAACAAUGAGUCACCGGAUGAUGACGACCAACCCGACGACAACAGCCCUGACAGGAACGGUGGCCAGCCAGGAGGCAAGAAACCCAAGGGUGGCAAGAAACCCAAAGGUGGAAAUAAACCCAGUGACGGAAACCCGCCUGGACAAACAACAACCACAGUCACAACAAAGACGACAACAGAAACAACCGCUUCCGCCAGCUCGCCAUCUGGUAGUCCCAAUAACCAACAACCCAGUGACGACCAACCGGAUGUAAAAGAUCAGCCACAAGAAAACAAACCCAGUGAUGACAAAAAACCUAAAGCUGGAAAGCAACCCAAAGAAGUUUCACCAGACGAUAAUAAACAGCCCGACGACCAGAGCCCAAAGAAACCCAAAGGUGGAAGUCAACCCAACAAUGAGUCACCGGAUGAUGACAACCAACCCGACGACAACAGCCCUGACAGGAACGGUGGCCAGCCAGGAGGCAAGAAACCCAAGGGUGGCAAGAAACCCAAAGGUGGAAAUCAACCCAACAAUGAGUCACCGGAUGAUGACGACAACAGCCCUGACAGCAACGAUGGCCAGCCAGGAGGCAAGAAACCCAAGGGUGGCAAGAAACCCAAAGGUGGAAAUCAACCCAACAAUGAGUCACCGGAUGAUGACGACCAACCCGACGACAACAGCCCUGACAGGAACGGUGGCCAGCCAGGAGGCAAGAAACCCAAGGGUGGCAAGAAACCCAAAGGUGGAAAUAAACCCAGUGACGGAAACCCGCCUGGACAAACAACAACCACAGUCACAACAAAGACGACAACAGAAACAACCGCUUCCGCCAGCUCGCCAUCUGGUAGUCCCAAUAACCAACAACCCAGUGACGACCAACCGGAUGUAAAAGAUCAGCCACAAGAAAACAAACCCAGUGAUGACAAAAAACCUAAAGCUGGAAAGCAACCCAAAGAAGUUUCACCAGACGAUAAUAAACAGCCCGACGACCAGAGCCCAAAGAAACCCAAAGGUGGAAAUCAACCCAACAAUGAGUCACCGGAUGAUGACGACAACAGCCCUGACAGCAACGAUGGCCAGCCAGGAGGCAAGAAACCCAAGGGUGGCAAGAAACCCAAAGGUGGAAAUCAACCCAACAAUGAGUCACCGGAUGAUGACGACAACAGCCCUGACAGCAACGAUGGCCAGCCAGGAGGCAAGAAACCCAAGGGUGGCAAGAAACCCAAAGGUGGAAAUCAACCCAACAAUGAGUCACCGGAUGAUGACGACAACAGCCCUGACAGCAACGAUGGCCAGCCAGGAGGCAAGAAACCCAAGGGUGGCAAGAAACCCAAAGGUGGAAAUCAACCCAACAAUGAGUCACCGGAUGAUGACGACAACAGCCCUGACAGCAACGAUGGCCAGCCAGGAGGCAAGAAACCCAAGGGUGGCAAGAAACCCAAAGGUGGAAAUCAACCCAACAAUGAGUCACCGGAUGAUGACGACAACAGCCCUGACAGCAACGAUGGCCAGCCAGGAGGCAAGAAACCCAAGGGUGGCAAGAAACCCAAAGGUGGAAAUCAACCCAACAAUGAGUCACCGGAUGAUGACGACAACAGCCCUGACAGCAACGAUGGCCAGCCAGGAGGCAAGAAACCCAAGGGUGGCAAGAAACCCAAAGGUGGAAAUAAACCCAGUGACGGAAACCCGCCUGGACAAACAACAACCACAGUCACAACAAAGACGACAACAGAAACAACCGCUUCCGCCAGCUCGCCAUCUGGUAGUCCCAAUAACCAACAACCCAGUGACGACCAACCGGAUGUAAAAGAUCAGCCACAAGAAAACAAACCCAGUGAUGACAAAAAACCUAAAGCUGGAAAGCAACCCAAAGAAGUUUCACCAGACGAUAAUAAACAGCCCGACGACCAGAGCCCAAAGAAACCCAAAGGUGGAAGUCAACCCAACAAUGAGUCACCGGAUGAUGACAACCAACCCGACGACAACAGCCCUGACAGGAACGGUGGCCAGCCAGGAGGCAAGAAACCCAAGGGUGGCAAGAAACCCAAAGGUGGAAAUCAACCCAACAAUGAGUCACCGGAUGAUGACGACCAACCCGACGACAACAGCCCUGACAGGAACGGUGGCCAGCCAGGAGGCAAGAAACCCAAGGGUGGCAAGAAACCCAAAGGUGGAAAUCAACCCAACAAUGAGUCACCGGAUGAUGACGACAACAGCCCUGACAGCAACGAUGGCCAGCCAGGAGGCAAGAAACCCAAGGGUGGCAAGAAACCCAAAGGUGGAAAUCAACCCAACAAUGAGUCACCGGAUGAUGACGACAACAGCCCUGACAGCAACGAUGGCCAGCCAGGAGGCAAGAAACCCAAGGGUGGCAAGAAACCCAAAGGUGGAAAUCAACCCAACAAUGAGUCACCGGAUGAUGACGACAACAGCCCUGACAGCAACGAUGGCCAGCCAGGAGGCAAGAAACCCAAGGGUGGCAAGAAACCCAAAGGUGGAAAUCAACCCAACAAUGAGUCACCGGAUGAUGACGACAACAGCCCUGACAGCAACGAUGGCCAGCCAGGAGGCAAGAAACCUAAGGGUGGCAAGAAACCCAAAGGUGGAAAUCAACCCAACAAUGAGUCACCGGAUGAUGACGACCAACCCGACGACAACAGCCCUGACAGGAACGGUGGCCAGCCAGGAGGCAAGAAACCCAAGGGUGGCAAGAAACCCAAAGGUGGAAAUCAACCCAACAAUGAGUCACCGGAUGAUGACGACCAACCCGACGACAACAGCCCUGACAGGAACGGUGGCCAGCCAGGAGGUCCAGCUAGUAAACCCGAUGGUAAAAAACCAAAUUCAGCCGAAAAAGGCCCCAAUAGUUCACGUAAACCUGAUUCAAGUCGUCCGAAAGGCAAAAAGCCAAGACAUGGUGGUAUCAGACCCGGCAGACCUACCCUAAUUCCUCCACGUGGUGGUCGAUACCCACCAGGAUUCAUCCCCAAGCAGCCAGGUCGCAACCGCAUCUGCGUGUGCUUCAACAGCUUUAGCGACAUGCCGGCAGAACUCAGAUCCCAAUUCCGAUUAUACUGAUGUGAAUAAAAUUCUUUUAUCUAUUAAAUGUGCAUGAAAAAAAUAUCCAGUUUGAAUUAAAAAUUGGAACCAAAAAUAAAUGUAUGUAUGUUUUAUAA